Molecule: messenger RNA, 3134 nt
Organism: Oncorhynchus kisutch (coho salmon)
Lineage: Eukaryota; Metazoa; Chordata; Actinopteri; Salmoniformes; Salmonidae
Product: sororin-B
Exons: 6
Coding region: 308-1180 (290 amino acids)
Biological process (GO): mitotic sister chromatid cohesion; positive regulation of exit from mitosis; double-strand break repair
Cellular component (GO): nucleus
Source: RefSeq, a predicted model, not a curated record
UCUAAUGUCACUUCCGGUACUUCCAGGCGGGGAAUUUUGAAACUUUUGAGGACUGACGAGUUAAAUCAAAAAUGAACUGCUCUCAAGUUAUUCAAUCGUAGUUUUGCAUUAGUUCUUUGUUGCUUAGUUAGCUUGUGCGAUAUAUGUAUUUGCUAAUUAAUUACUAAUUUGUUUUACUAAUUUCUCAAGUUAGCUAGCUUGUUGUCGAUAGCUACUAGCCAGAUAACGUUAAUGUGUAUUAUUGCUAGCUAAUCACCCACCGAAUUCAUGUAUUAACGUUAGUAAAUAAAUUGGACAGACGGCAAGGAUGAGCAACGAAACACAUCAAUCCUUUUUGGCUGACUCCGUUAGACAGCUAGCUAUAUGCAUCAAUCUCAAAUCAAUGGCGAAGAUGGACAGUACAAUUAUGGAAACAGAUGGUCGUCUUCAUAUUGAGGCAUACAGCUGGAUCUUCACAACAUCUCGACAAUAUUCUACCAGCCAGCCACGAAGGAGGUCAGCGCGGUUGACCUCUCCAAAUCAAAAUGUCCCCAACUCUGCUCCUACAGACACUGUGAAACGCAGCAUAACUGUGAGGAAAAUUGCACCCAGGAAAACACAAUUCAAUGUACCCUCUGAGGACAACAAAGAAAAUGAACAAAGAUUGUCUGAAGGCAGUCUGAAGAAGGCCAAAAUUUCUAUCCCAGGAACUGCCCAGGUUCCUCCACCAAAAGCCACCAUGCUCUCCCCGAUCUUGGCCCCCUAUCCCCAGGCUGCAGGGAACCCUGAGGACUCAGCAUGGUCACAGAAGGUUCGUCGGUCCUACAGCCGCCUAAGCCUAGGGGACCGUUCGUUUGAGCAUCCCCAAGGCCAGGACGUGUCCUCCCCAUCUCUGCGUCGGGAGACCCUGUUUGGGUUUGAGAAGCUUCAGACACCCCAGGUUCUCCGCAAGGUGGAGCAGUCCAGGGUGGGCUCUGAGGCCUCCAAGUCAUUCUGUGGGGUCAGCUCCUUCACCCUGAUAGAAGGGGAUGACAGUGCUGCUCCUGAGCCAGAUGUCAACAUUCCUGGAGUUGCUGUGGUAAAGGAGAAGAGGAGGAGGAAGAAGGUUCCUCAAAUAAAACUGGCAGAGUUGGACGACCUUGCUGCAAAGAUGAAUGCAGAGUUUGAAGAGGCGGAAGGAUUUGAUUUGGUGGUGGAAUAAACUCAUAGGUCAACCUCAGACUUUGACAUGUAACUAGAAAUCCUUUUUGCCAAGAUUGGAGAAAGUAAACUUUUACACUUCUAUGAUUGCAUUUCAAAGGUGAUGAGUUGAUAUUUGCAUAAAUAUGGCACCUAUGGGAACAACAAACAGGAUUAAUUUACAAUACAGAUGUAGAUGUAGGCUUUUUCAAUGUUCUAAAUGUGAGAUUGUUUAAAAAAAUUGACUUAAUUACGAGUUGUGUAAUCUUAAAACCAGUUUCUAUCUAUCUUCCUGUCACUUUGAUAGGUUAAUAUUUAUUUUCUUUUUGAGAUGACAACUUCAUUAUGUCACAGGGCCAUUAUCUUGUGUUGAAGAGCACCCUUUUUAUAUUUUAAAUCAUUGUAAAUUGGAUUACAGACAUCAGGUGUGUUAUAACUUGUAAGAUUUAUUUACAAAGCAUUUCCUGUGAUGUUGAGAUUACAGCUGUUUGCUUUUUACUUUGUUAUUUUCCUCAGUGUUAGAAUUUGGGACAGAAGAUGUCCAAACUAAGAAUCUUUAUCAUGCCAGAUUGUCAUGUCCUACUAUGAUUUCAGAACUUGUGUUUUGGGAUUUGAUUGAAGCCUGCAUGUCAUGCAUUCCCUUAUCACAUUUGUUCUCUAGAGGGUGCUCUCACCUUCUCAUUGUGGAAGCCAUCACUGUUUUUACAUAUAAAAUAUUAGUUUAAAUGUAAUUAUUUAUUCCUCUCAUAUACAGUUGAAGUUGGAAGUUUACAUACACCUUAGCCAAAUACAUUUAAACUCAGUUUUCCACAAUUCCUGACCUUUAAUACCUUGUAGAGAUUAACGUGGUACCUUCAGGCAUUUGGAAAUUGCUGCCAAGGGUGAACCAGACUUGUGGAGGUCUACAAAAAAAAUUCGGAGUUUUUGACUGAGAUUUCUUUUGAUUUUCCCAUGAUGUCAAGCAAAGACGCACUGAGUUUGAAGGUAGGCCUUGAAAUACAUCCACAGGUACACCUCUAAUUGACUCAUUAUGUCAAUUAGCCUAUCAGAAGCUUCUAAAGCCAUGACAUUUUCUGGAAGUUUCCAAGCUGUUUAAAGGCACAUUUAACGUAGUGUGUCAAUUUUAAGACCCACUGGAAUUGUGAUACAGUGAAAUAAUCUGUAAACAAUUGUUGGGAAAAUUACUUGUGUCAUGCACAAAGUAGAUGUCCUAACUGACUUGCCAAAACUAUAGUUUAGCCAGCAGCAUACCACCCUGCAUACCACUGCUGGCUUGCUUCUGAAGCUAAGCAGGGUUGGUCCCUGGAUGGGACACCAGAUGCUGCUGGAAUUGGUGUUGGAGGGCCAGUAGGAGGCACGCUUUCCUCUCGUCUAAAAAAAAAAAUAUUCCAAUGUGCCCUGUGUAGGGUGCCGUCUUUCGGAUGGGGUGUUAAACGGGUGUCCUGACUCUCUGAGGUCAUUAAAGAUCCCAUGGCACUUAUUGUGAGAGUAGGGGUGUUAACCCCUGUGUCCUAGCUAAAUUCCCAAUCUGUCCCUCAAACCAUCAUGAUUUGAUUUGAUGGUCACCUAAUAAUCCCCAGUAAACAAUUGGCUCAUUCGUCUCCCCUGUAACUAUUCCCCAGGUCGUUGCUGCAAAUGAGAAUGUGUUCUCAGUCAAUUUACCUGGUAAAAUAACAGAUUAAAAUAAAAAAUAGUUUGUUAACAACAAAUUUGUGGAGUGGUUGAAAAAUGAGUUUUAAUGACACCAACCUAAGUGUGUGUAAACUUCUGACUUCAACUGUAUGAUGGUUUAGAUUUGAGUGAUUUAAGACUUUAUCUGAUCAAAUUUAUUAUCAGAUUUAACACUUCUUAUUGGCUGUCUUCUCCAUGACUGACUCCAGUAUAUUGCAUUUUUGUUGUUGUAAGGACUCGCUUAUAGUGGUUGCUUUUUUUUGUAAAUUUCUGUUUCAUGAAUAUAAUAAAUAGUUUGAGCUAUA